CCUAUAUACACAUUAUGCACUCUACCACCGUGCGUCUAUUUAAAGCAAUAUCUUUUGUCUUUUUGCAUCGAGGGUUUCGGGUAAGUUUCACAGCUGCGUGCUAUGAAUGAUCAUUUUCGGAGACGAUAAUGAUUAUGAUUCUUUUCUUAUGAAUAUCUCCUUUCUAUAGGGAAAAUUAAGAUAUAUGAAUAUGUUUUAUUCUUUACAUAUUGAAUGUAUGAUAGUUUUUAUCCGAAUUUAUUUGUAAGAAAUUGUUGAUAUCUGCGCGACGAAAUGAUCAUAUCGAUGUUUGAUUUUAAAGAAAUUUGGUCGUUGCAUAUAUUAUUUAUAUGAAAGCUAUGAUAUACAUUUAAUCGUUUAUUGUGUUUAAAUAAUAUUAGAAGGUAAUGAGGUUAAUAGGGUUUAAUUACAUAAAAAUUCAAAAUUAUCAAUACAUUCAGCUUAGCGCCUUUUUUCGAUCGCUGUGAAGUAUGUUGCAAUACAAACGGAAGCGACCACAUAUUGCAUCACUUCAGACUGUAGUCGAGUCUACACUUACAUACUUAGCCUAUAAUCUGUUAUAACCUAAUUUCAUCUGUCAAAAUUUUUAUCUUGAGUUACUGUCACAUCAUACAAGUUUGUUGUGUAAAUUGGUUAUAUUUUUGGAACUCUGAAAUUUUUACAAAAUGACAACCAUCGAAUUGCUCGAGGAUAGAAUUAUGGAAUUAGAAAAACAGAUAUAUGGACUUGCAAAGAAAAAUGAAACUAAUGAUAUUACAUUGGAGAAUCCUGUAAUCGAUAAUAUUAUACAUGUGAAUAUGCUGAUCUCAUCUGCAAUGUCGGGACGAGAAAAAGCAAAUCUAAUGAUAAAACGAUUACCAGAAUUAAAUAAUUAUCUAGAUCCGAUAAUUGAAAGUUCUGAAAUACCAAUAGAGGCUAAAGUUCAAUUGUUACUAGCAAUGGCACCAGAAAUCAAGCAGAAUUAUGAAAUGUUGAAACAGGUGCAAGAACUAGUGCCCGUGUUAGAAACUGAUCGUUUAAAAAAUGUUCCAGAAUUGACAAAUAAACUCAAUGAUUUGAAUUUGUCAUAUCUUAAAUUAUAUGAAGAUACUCAAGGAUUAAAUAACCAUAUAAAUGAAGUUUUUUCCAAGUACAAUGAAGUGAUAACUAGUAUUUCAAAAUCAUUAAUUACUAUAGAUGCUAUCGUGACAGCAGCUGAAAUAGCAAAAAUACCCAAAAAACAAUUAGAUUAAGAAAGGAUUGCAUAAAUAAUUCGUAAGAAAAGUUGUUAUUUAUUAUUUCACGAAUAAAAUUAUUUAUAUUUAAAAUAAAA
Bombus pascuorum is the source of this 1312-nucleotide messenger RNA. RefSeq lists its product as uncharacterized. The record is from RefSeq and is a predicted model, not a curated record. The transcript has 2 exons. The coding region runs from base 666 to 1232 and encodes 188 amino acids. Gene Ontology annotation, biological process: cytoskeleton-dependent cytokinesis. Gene Ontology annotation, cellular component: dynactin complex. NCBI's taxonomy places the organism in Eukaryota, Metazoa, Arthropoda, Insecta, Hymenoptera, Apidae.